Molecule: messenger RNA, 1602 nt
Organism: Helicoverpa zea (corn earworm)
Lineage: Eukaryota; Metazoa; Arthropoda; Insecta; Lepidoptera; Noctuidae
Gene: GatB
Product: glutamyl-tRNA(Gln) amidotransferase subunit B, mitochondrial
Exons: 5
Coding region: 16-1581 (521 amino acids)
Biological process (GO): mitochondrial translation; glutaminyl-tRNAGln biosynthesis via transamidation
Molecular function (GO): glutaminyl-tRNA synthase (glutamine-hydrolyzing) activity
Source: RefSeq, a predicted model, not a curated record
AUUAAAAAAAUCAAAAUGAAGUUCAAUAAAUUAUAUAGUCGAUUAAGUUUCAAACAUAAGACAUUAGCUGCACGUGGUUUUUCCAGCGUGUCUAACAAGAAAUGGGAAAGUGUAGUUGGUUUAGAAGUUCAUGCACAGUUGAAUACGGAAUCAAAACUCUUUUCUGGUGCUCAGAAUACUUUUGGCGGUGUAGUGAACAAUUGUGUGUCGUUAUUUGAUGCCGCGGUGCCCGGUACGUUGCCAGUGCUGAACAGAAAAUGCGUGGAACUAGGUAUAAUGACUGCAUUAGCUCUAUCGUGUAAAGUCAAUGAAGUGUCUACGUUUGAUAGAAAGCACUACUUUUACGCUGAUUUACCGACCGGCUAUCAAAUAACGCAGCAAAGAAACCCACUAGCUAGUGAUGGCGUCAUUAACUUUCAGGUGUUCACUCCUGGUGUCCACAAAAAGCCAUACAGAAAGAGUUCGAAGAUCAAACAGAUACAAUUAGAACAAGACAGUGGCAAGUCGUUGCAUGAUGCAGAACUCAAGCAGAGUCUCAUUGACCUCAACCGAGCUGGAGCGCCGCUUAUAGAACUUGUGUUUGAGCCUGAUUUAGAGGAUGGCGAGGAAGCGGCAGCAUUGGUGAAGGAACUGGUGCUGAUCGUACAAAGACUUGGUGCCUGCACGGGGCGUAUGGAAGAGGGCGCGCUUAGGGUUGACGCUAACGUGUCGAUUAGGCGCCCUGGGGACCCACUCUCUACUAGAACAGAGAUUAAGAACAUAGGAUCGGUCCGUGGAGUGGCAGGCGCGAUCCGUCACGAGAUCGAGAGACAGCAAACAAUCCUGAACAACGGCGGGCGCAUUAUCAAUGAGACGCGCGCCUGGGACGCGACCAACAAAGUCACCAUACCCAUGAGAGACAAAGAGGUCGUGCAGGAUUAUAGGUACAUGCCGGAACCUAAUCUACCACCGCUACGCGUGAACUUGAACACCAAGAUGGACCACAACGACGUGCUAAGCGUACCUCUAAUACAGGACAAAAUACCAGAGCUUCCAGAACAAUCGAGAAAGAACCUUAUUGAGCAGUAUGAACUGCGACCAGAAACUGCAAUACAAUUGGUCAAUGAGCCAACACUACUGGAAUAUUUCCAAAGUUUGACAUCGGACAAAGCCAGGAACCCAACGAAAGUCGCAAAUUUUCUAAUAAAUGAUCUAACAACCGUACUUAAUAAAAGAAAAUUAGAUGCAGAUGAUUCUCCCGUUACUGUUAAGCAACUAAAAGAACUGACUGAUAUGCUUUUGAGUAAAAAUAUUAAUUUAGAAAUUUGUAGAAACGUGCUAGAUGAGCUGAUUGAGUUAUCUGAUAGUGACGUUUCUCCUUUAAGACUUGUGGAAGAAAAAGGGUGGAUGUUGACAAGCAAUGAAGCAGAAAUAACAAAAUUAUGUACGUCGGUCUUAGAGAAUAAUCCUAAGUUGGUGAAUCAGUAUAAAAAUGGUAAAACCAAAGUAUUUAAAGCACUUUUAGGAAUAUUAUCUAAGAGCAACAGUAAAAUUGAUAUGUCUGUAGCGUCUAAGAUUAUGGAAGGGUUAUUGAAAAAGUGAUAAUAAAUGGAAAAACUGUUA